Juglans regia (Persian walnut) is the source of this 1358-nucleotide messenger RNA. Its product is annotated as transcription factor DIVARICATA-like. Bases 328 to 1194 code for a protein of 288 amino acids. Gene Ontology annotation, molecular function: DNA binding. NCBI's taxonomy places the organism in Eukaryota, Viridiplantae, Streptophyta, Magnoliopsida, Fagales, Juglandaceae. The record is from RefSeq and is a predicted model, not a curated record. The transcript is spliced from 2 exons.
ACCAUCUGUGUUUUGGUUUCUCUCUCUAGGGGUUUAUACCAAAGCAACAAAAUCAGAUUGCUCACGUUUUUCCAAGAUUCCCUUCGAUUCUUAAAAGGUGGGUCUUUUUAGGAUUCUUCAGUUGAUGCUAUUAAGAAAAGAAGAUUCUUGAUUCCCAGUAAAAGAUUCUGAAUUCAAUGCGUUUUAAAUCAUUGUAAAGAUUCCAUUCUUUCUAACUUCUGUCUCUGUUUCUAAUACUUCUCUAAUACUUAUCUCACUUUCUAAGUUUAAUUUCAAUGCUACUUAAAUGAAUUAUCGGGCUAUUGUUGUAAAUCAGUACUAGGAAUUAUGGAAACUCUCUAUCCAGCUUCGUUUAUGUCAAACUCCAACUGGUUUGUCCAAGCGAGCCAGAGCACAGAAUGGACUAGAGAAGAAAACAAGAAGUUUGAGAGAGCGCUUGCUAUAUACGACGAGAACACUCACGACCGAUGGACAAAAGUGGCGGAAAUGAUCCCGGGAAAGACGGUGUGGGAUGUGAUCAAGCAGUACAAGGAGUUGGAAGAUGAUGUCAGUGAUAUAGAAGCAGGGCGGUUUCCGAUUCCCGAUUACCUGAUCUCUUCCUUCACAAUGGAGUUGUUUGAUGAUCGCAACUUUGAUGCCCAUAGAAGAAAAUCUUCAACAGCUCGUGGUCCUGAUCAGGAAAGGAAGAAAGGAGUGCCAUGGACAGAAGACGAACACAGGCGGUUCCUGAUGGGGCUUCAAACGUACGGUAGAGGGGACUGGAGAAAUAUCUCCCGGAACUAUGUAAUUACCAAGACUCCAACUCAAGUGGCAAGUCAUGCUCAGAAGUACUUUAUAAGGCAGCUUUCAGGAGGGAAAGAUAAGAGAAGGCCAAGCAUCCAUGACAUCACAACUGUCAGUCUCACAGACACCACACCGGAAAAUAAUAAACCUCUCCCAUAUGAUCAGUCUUUUGUGCUUCCACUUCAGCAAAAGCCAACCAGCGCUCCAAGAAUGUCACUUGACUGGAAUCAACCUCCCAAUGAAGCAGUCACGGUUUUCGACUUAGCUCGUGGAAACCUUUUAAUGUCAUCUCCAUAUGACUUUAAAGCACAAGGGCGAAAUCUGUAUGGCAGUGCUCAUUAUGGAACUCAUACCAAGCCGCACAAUUUGAUGUUUCAAUUCCAAUCCUCAAGACAUCAAAUACCUGGAUAAGGCAGCUAUCAUGUAUGUUUUAACAAGUCUAGGCUAUGUUCAGUAUAGUUUCACUGUCAGUGCUUUUGUGAUGGUUUUUCUGUGUGAUCGCCUGAUUGAGGGCUUGAGUUUCAUUGUUUUUAAACGAUGCAAAAGAAGAAAAUACUAUAAUGAUUUAAAUCUCA